Aspergillus pseudoviridinutans is the source of this 2004-nucleotide messenger RNA. Its product is annotated as HET domain-containing protein. Lineage: Eukaryota; Fungi; Ascomycota; Eurotiomycetes; Eurotiales; Aspergillaceae. Bases 1 to 2004 code for a protein of 667 amino acids. The transcript has a single exon. The record is from RefSeq and is a predicted model, not a curated record.
AUGAUGCACCGGUAUGGAGAAACAAAUCGAUAUGCCAAGAUAGAGAUCCCGACGAACGACGGGCCGCGGAUUCCAAAACCUGCUAUAUUGGAACGGAUUCAGUAUGAACGUCACCAGUACAGCCCGCUAUACUGUGGGUUGCCAGCAACCACCCCGGUUGUGGGUGAAGGGAAGCCGGUCAGAUUAUUGGAGCUCCUGCCGCCUGAUCAGCCGGAUAGUGACAUGGUCUGCGGAAAGCUACAUGUGCAUUCUCUAGAUAAGGCGCCAGCGUACGAGGCAAUCUCGUAUGCAUGGGGAGUGGACAAAGCGCAAGACUUCCCACUCUUCAUCGCCGCCCCCGACUCUUCUCAAGGAAAGUCAGCAAAUCGUAAAGCGAUACAUAUUACACCACAGUUAUACGCGGCACUUCGGAGAAUACGCCAUCCUAGCCGGUCUCGAUUUGUCUGGGCCGACCAGAUCUGCAUCAAUCAGACGGACAAGGCAGAAAAGAGUCAGCAGGUCCGGCAGAUGGGUGAUAUCUACCGAAAGGCAACGGGCACACUCAUAUGGUUGGGUGAAGAGGAUAGUGACAAAGACAUCAUUGCAACAAUCCUUGAGAAACUCAGAUCCACACGAUCCAAAUCUGUGGUGGAAGACUGUGAAAUGAUCAGUAAGCUAAUUGAUAUCAAGGGGCCUACAGACCUGCCAGCUCCAGAGCAAUUGGGACGACACGCAGUUGAGCGGCUGUUGAAUCGAACGUGGUUCAGCAGAGUCUGGGUCUUCGAAGAAUCCGUUGUCUCAAAGGGAGUUGAAGUCAGAUACGGCAGCUUAAGCCUGCCACUUACGGAUCUCUUCCGCCUCACACGCGCCGUCUUCACGGCUGAGAAUUUCGUUGGCGGAUAUUCGCGUUCCAUAGCCAAGAGAACAGUUGGAUUCGACACCAUCUACUUAGUCCAACAUUCGCGAGGUGGCUGCGGUGAACCCAGUUGUCCACGAGACAACGUGAAACCAAGUUUUUUGGGCAUUGUGAUGCAAGCACUCCAACAGCUACACGCCACUAAAGAAGUCGACCUAAUCUACGCCUUUACUGGACUCGAUUCACUCGAGAGUCUGAAAAUACGCAUCCCCAAGAUCGAGAUUGACUACACAUUGCCCGUUCGCACUGUUUGGAUAAAUGCCGCUAGAUCUAUAAUCCAGAGCUCAAGCUCACUGGAUAUCUUUGCCACCGCAAGGGGCGACGCAACGUGCAAAUAUGAUAUACCAUCAUGGGUUCCAGACCUUUUGAAAUGCUAUCCAUACGGGCGGCCAAUCACAGCACCGGACUUCAUCAGUGCAUUUAACGCCUCAGGAAAUUUCUCCCAUGCAUGGGAGGAAGCAGAUGAUAUUGAUACCCUUAUUGUUAAGGGAAAGGUUAUUGGCACAAUAAAGUGGUUUUCUCCCUUGAAUUUCGAACUUGAAGAUUUCAGAAAGGAGCUCCAGGGGGUAAAAAAUGUGCUUCAAUAUGAAGCACACGCUGCAAAGGUUACACAGCACAUUAACAUCCAUACGGGUACUGGGAGAUCCCAUGAACUACUCGGUGACCGCAAGAAAAUACUCCGUACCAUUCUUGCUGACGGGGCAUUCAGCAAUGACCAGCCCCUAAAGUAUGACAUGAACGAAAUCAUCCAGGUGUAUGAGGAGGAAGACAAGAUCCAGAAGCGAACUAAUAAUGCCAGUGCGUUCGGCGACAAGCAGUAUGAAAUCCUGGAGGAAUUACGCGAGUGGGCACUUAUUGCGCAACAAAAAAGGCUAUUUCUUUCUGACGGAUAUGACGUGGGUCUCGUUCCCAAGACGGCGAAGAUAGGCGACUUGAUAUGUUUAUUGCAUGGGUCAAAAGUCCCCUGCAUUUUGAGACAGACUGCGGAUAGUAAGGAGAGGUAUCGGAUCAUCUCGCAAUGUUACUUAGAUGGAAAAAUGAACUACGAGGGAUCCCCUGAGAGGAGAGAAUUUCUGGGAAAGGAUCCAACGACGUUUUUGCUGGUGUGA